GAAGCUUUCGGUUUCCUAAUCGCUACCACUAAACGAAAACUAUCUACCUAGGAGGUUUACUAUAAGUUUCUUACUCGUCUCAGAAUGUUUUCUUCCCCUCUUGAUGAUGACGAAGGAGAUUUCAUGUCCCCGACCCGUGGAGGCUCUUCCAAGCUUGCAUCGUUAUUUGGUCAGGAUAGAGCAUCGUUUUUAGGAGGGAAUGAAUCCUUGACGUACACUGCUCCUAAGCAGCCAAAGAAAGAGAAACCAGCUGGAGCAGCGCAAGCUGGUGGUGGAGAAACAACACUCUUGUUUGCAACUGCAGUCCAUGCCUACAAAUAUGUCAAUGGCCAAUAUGCUAGUCAGGGAAAACUGGGCGCUGCAGUAUUGGGCAAUCAUCCUGCAAAUGAUUACCGGAUUCUCGUUUAUGCUUCAAAACAACAGCAAGUGACCACAGCAAAAAUUCAUGGGAAUUUUUCAUUCACGGUUCAAGGAAGUAAUUAUGCAAGUUUUUAUGAUGACCAGAGGCAGACAUGGUCACUUAAUUUUGAAUCGGAUAAGAAUAUCACAGAUUUUGCUAAACAGGUUGGGUUAUCAAAAUUCAAUUCUGCUUCAUCAAAUCUUUGCACACAAGAUCUCUCCCCUGGUGAUGGACAGGCUAUUGAACUAGGGGAUGCUUUAGAAGUCAAGUACACUGGAUGGUUAUGGACUAAUAACAGUUUUGGAAAAGUUUUUGACAGCAACACUGAGACAGAUAAAACAUUCAAAUUCAAAACAGGGAAAGGAAAAGUGAUCAAGGGAUGGGAGCAAGGAGUGAUAGGCAUGAAAAAAGGUGGAAAGAGGUUGAUUGCCAUUCCCUCUGCUCUGGCUUAUGGAGAAAAGGGUGUACCUUCUAGAGUACCUCCUAACUCCUCUCUCUUGUUUGAAGUAGAGGUUUUAAGGAUUAAGUCCAGUAGAGAGUCAAAUGAAUCUCCAAUGACAGUUCAUGAACCUUCUCCAGCACAAAAUACUGAUCAACUGCCUGACAUUUUGUCUGAGCCUUCUGGCACAAGAAAAAAGUCUACAGAUUCUGUUUCGUCGCUAAGUGUCCCAGGAGACUCUGGAAUUAAAGGGAGAACUGCGUCAAUCACAGAACAGCUUUCACAGUCUCCAGGGAAAAACACAGAUAAGGCUCGUUUACUUGCACGGAUGUCCAAGAUGGGAAAAAAUCCUUUGUCCCUGCCUGGAGCUGUGGUUGCAGAACCUGAAAAUGAUGAACUGGGAGAGCAGGAGCAGGAAAUUCCAACUCAUGGUGAGUUCAGUACUCCAGAAACAGCAGAUGGGAAGACAACAAAUCCACCAGCCAUUAGCUCCAACCCUCAUCCUAAUGUCCGCUCCAAGCCCCAUCCUCCUCCGCGACCAGUACCUCAGGUUCACCCAGAGGUCCAUCAGCCAGUCCAUAAUCUAACGCCUCCUGCACAGCCAAUCCAACAGACUGUCAUGAACCCACAACCAGUGAUGCAGCCAGCUUUCACACCACAUCAGCAAGUUGCUUUGUAUCAGCCUCCAGCCAGCAUGGGGUAUCCCAUGAUGGGACCUCAGCCACAGAUAAUCACUGCACCAUAUUCAGUCCCACCCCCUACUCCCCCAGCCCCUCCACCCCAGCCCAGUGCUAAUGACGCAAUGGUCCCAGUGCUUAUGGCAGAGACACGGCAACAGCAAGGUGAAAUACGCAUGUCUAUUGGCAAGUUGUCAGACAAGAUUGACGAGCUCUCUAACAAGGUUGAGCGUCAUCAGCAGAACACAGCACAGCAUGGUGGACAACUAACACAAGUUGGUCAGAUGGGAAUCGGUGCCUUUGGUAAUCCACAAGCGGCAAUGGAAGCUGCUGUUUUAGUUCACAACAUCACCAGAAUAGUUCAGGAAAAUGAAAAGUUAAAAGCUGAAGGUGCUGAAAAGUCCAGAAAGAUUGAGACGCUGAAUGACAAGAUAUCAGAGUUACUGCAAAAGAGUCAGAGAUUUGUUGAACAUAGCAACACGAUGUUGGAACAAAGGAGUGAUUCUUUACAAGUGAACACAGCACAGUCACAAGCAAGGGUGUUAUCGCUAGAACAAGAAAAGAUCACCAUGAGCAGCGAGCUAACCUCAGCCAAGACACAUUUGGCAGCUCUCCAGAACGAAGUAGCGUUACUCCGUCAGAGGGAAGCAGAGCUCAGUGGUCAUCUCAGCAAGGCGACAUCAGAAGCUGAAAAAUACAGAAAUGACCUGAUGCGAGCUAAAGAUUCGCACACAGAAAGUGCAGAAGAGAGUGAUAAACUGAAGCAGUCGUUUAAAGAGGAAAAACAGACAAGGAAAAGACUGGAAAGCAAAGUGGAGCACAUUGAAGAGGAGUUGAAUGAUUUGAAACAUGAAAAAGAAAGUUUGGAAAAGGGUUUAACAGAUCGAAAAAAGAAACAUGCCGUCGACAAGAAGAAGUUCGAGGAAGAACUAGAAGAUCUGCGAUCACAGCAAGAGGAGGAGAUAAAAUUUUUGAAGGAAAAACACAGAAAAGAGAAGCAAUCAAGUGGAACAGUCACAGCGCAACAGGUCGCUCAGGCGGAAACAGAACUUGAAACGAGAUGGACAGAAAAAGCAGAAAAAAUGGUUGCACAGACGGAAGAGAAAUGGAAAAGGAGAUUCCAAGAAGUUACUGAUGAAAAGGAAGAGACAGUAAAAAAACUGGCAGAACUUAAAGAAAAGGUUUCAACGCUUAAAGCAGGCGACGAUGAAAAAGAAGAGAAGAUCAAAGACCUUCAAGAGAAAUUAGAAGAUCUCGCCGGAAUACGAGAAAAGUACAAGCGUCUUCAGGAUUCUCAAGGUGACAGAGAUUCGCAGAUAGAAGCACUUCGCUCAUCAGAACAAGAGCUAAUCGCGCUUCAGGCCAAGUACCAAGAAGUUCGCUCCAGAACGUUGAAAAUGAAGGAACAGUAUGAAGAGCAACUGGCUUCCGCCGAAGAGGAACGUGAAUCUGCUGUUUCAGAAGCAUACAGUAAGGGAUUGACGGAAGGGAAGAAACAGAGCGCUACGAGCAAAGAAAAAUCCUCUGUCAACGUGACUGAUGAAGUCAAACGUAUUAUGAACACGGUGUUCUAUAUGCUGAGAAGUGAGUUCGAAGCGGACGACAGUUAUACAGGCUCGCAAGUCAUGUCCGUAAUUCUUAAAACCAUUAAGGAGGUGACCAUGAAACUUGUGAGUGGAAAAUCAUCCAAGACGGAAGAAAGUGAAGAAGAGGAGGAGGAAGAGGAUGAAGAAGAAGAAGCAGAAGAUGAAGAAGAUGGAGAAGAAGAAGAAGAAGAAGAAGAAGAAGAAGAAGAAGAGAAGGAGAAAGAAGAAGAAGAAGAAGAAGAAAAAGAAGAAGAGACACUUGUGGGUGGAGAAGCAGCAAGGAAAGAAGAGAACAGAGAAGAAGACCAAGAAGAAUCAGAGGAAGAAGUGAAACCUGAGGAAACUGUUCAAGGUGUUGAUGAAGGAGAUGAAGAUGAAAGAGAUGAAGAGAAGGAAAGUAAAGAGUCUGUUACAGAGGAGGCUGAUAACCACCAGCGAGAAGGAUUCCAAGGAACUGUCGUUGAACAAAGCAAAGAUGAAAAAGAGACCAAUGAAAUGAAAAAUGAAGGAACCGAGCAUUUAGCACACAACGGUGAAAUCAGAGAAAAAGUGGAUUCUGUAGCUGUAGAUGAUGUAGAUGAUGGUCAUUUAGAAAGCUCUAACGAUAGAGAAAUCAAUGAAAACACUGAUAAUUUAGACAAUUCUUCCGAGGACUCAUUUCAAGGAAAUCAAAUAGAUGUUCCUUCUUUAGAAGAACUUUCUGCGGAGACAGAUGAAGACGCUAGAGCCGAUACUUCGGAAAAGGUUGUGCCAUCUGUAUCAGAAAGCGUAGAAGAUGCUUUUGGCGUCUCUGAGCAACGUAAAGAAGAACAAGAGACACAAGAUGUGCUCUUGCCAACAUCUCAGAGUGAGGCCCCGAGUGAAGAUAAACUUAAAUCACUGUUUGGUGACGAUGAACAUGACGAUGUGGAAUUUACGUUUGGAUCUUUGUCAAAGAAAAAAGAAGAGGAAAAGCCGGAUUCUCCACCGGCCCGUGCUGUGCCACCGCCGUUAUUUGAUGAUGAUGAAGAUGAUGAUCUUGAUUGGUUUAAAUGAAAUAUAUCGCAAUUCUGACCAAGCAUCAGCGCCAGUUUAGAAAAAGCCACAUAUCAUUUUAUCCUGUCCUGUAGCCCCUCUUGCAGUUAUUGCAAUAUUCCUCCCUUCCUCCCUUGUAGUGUUGGUAACGAGAAAAUCAACCAGCAUGAAGAAAACUGAGAAAACUGGACACUAACAUUCAGCAUUUCAACUCAUUUUGACAGACAGAAAUACGGAAGUCGAAGGAAAAAUCUUAAAAGUUCAAGAUGUAUGAAUGCUGGUCAAACGGAGUUAAGUGAUCAGCGCUAUUAUAUUGCACGCAAUUUCCGAGUUGCUCAAGAGUUGCCCGAGUUACCUAGGAGGGUUAGCGCGAAGCAGUCGAAAUGAAAAUGACCAGUUUUUCUCAUGGAAGUAAAACCUCCUUUACAUGUUUCUUCAUUUAGUAAGUAAGGCGUUUUGAAAAUUCGAAUAUAGUCUUUUAUCUUAGCUUUCACCGAGUUUUUCUAUUGAUAUGUUUAUUCGUAAUCAAUUUUCUUACAUACAAUUGCCAACAGUUUAGUCUUAUAUUUUGAGUUUGUUGAAUUAGUUAAACGACUUUUUAUGUUAUUAUUUAUUUCAUUUUGCUUUAAAUGGAGAAAUUAAUAGACAAUAAUUGUCAACAAUGAAUAUGGAAAAAUGGCGAGGAAACCUUUUAGUAACUUUAAAGGCUGGUGAAGUUGGGUUCUCUCGCUUGGAAAAAAAACUAUGGAAAAAGAUGAUGAAUAAAGUUAGAAGCAAAUAGA
This is a messenger RNA of Pocillopora damicornis (cauliflower coral), 4898 nucleotides long. RefSeq lists its product as uncharacterized. NCBI's taxonomy places the organism in Eukaryota, Metazoa, Cnidaria, Anthozoa, Scleractinia, Pocilloporidae. Gene Ontology annotation, molecular function: peptidyl-prolyl cis-trans isomerase activity. The record is from RefSeq and is a predicted model, not a curated record.